AUGCCAGGUACCGUGCACCAUCAUGCAGAUACAUCUCUCUUUCGCCAUCCAGCCAUGGUCCGUCAAACGACACGUGAUGCCUUCAUGGCAAAGACGUCUGUCAAGGCCAGGCUGCUUGCAGAGGACAGGACAACUUCGACACGUCUCGAGCCUGUGUACAUUGGCAUCGCCGUCGCUGAGGGGCUGAGAAAUGCAAUGGACGUUGCGUUUGUUAUCCACGACGGCACCUAUUCGAUGGAUUUUGAAACGACGACUAUCGGUGGCGGUUCAGCCCAGGAGCGCGCCGAGUACCUGGCCGACGACAUCAUCGCCAAGAUCACCCACUACCGUGAUGAGCACUUUUACAAGUUUGUCGGUGCUGGCCUGACGACCAAGGCUGUUGAAGUGUGCCCUCAACUGCCGACUCGUCUGUGGCUCGAGCUGGACAUUGUACCUCUUGUGUUGGACCCUAGCUCAGGAAAGGACAACACUGGCACUCCCGACGAGCCCAUGUACAACCUGGUGGACGAAGAAGCAGAUGCUGUCGUGAGGAAGGCUCUUGGGUACUUUGGCAAGGCCAACCAGCCCCGCCUAACAGUCGUUCACCGCAACCGAGUUGGCGUCGACAGCGACGGCGCCGCCGUCAUUGCAGACGAGUCCAGCUACCAAAAGAGCGUCCACUCCAACACAUACGCAGCUACCAUGUUCUACGCGGACAGCCUCAAGAAGAACGGCACCAAGAUUGCCUUUUUCAACAGUACCCCGCAGGGCGGUGGUGUUGCUCUGAUGAGACACGCUCUGAUCCGUUUCCUACGACUGAUUGACAUUGACUGCAAGUGGUACGUCCCCAAGCCCAAGCCCGCCGUCUUCCGCAUCACCAAGAACAACCACAACAUUCUCCAGGGCGUGGAAGAAACCGGCCUUCGCCUGGAGCAAAAGUCAAUCGACAUGCUCGAAGAGUGGGCCAGGCAAAACGCCGACCGCUAUUGGAUCGCCCGAGGUGGUCCUCUUGCUCCCCGUAGUGAGGGCGGUGCUGAUGUCAUCAUUGUCGACGAUCCGCAGAUGCCCUCGCUUGUCAGGAUCGCCAAAGAGCAGGAUCCCACACGCCCUGUCAUCUUCAGGAGCCACAUCCAGGUACGUGCUAGUCUGGCUGACCAGCAAGACACGCCAACCGCCGGCGUAUGGAACUGGGUAUGGGGCAACGUCAAGCAGUGUGAUGUCUUCAUCAGCCACCCUGUUCGCGAGUUUGUCCCCGAGAACGUCACGAUUGAAAAGGUCGGCUACCUGCCCGCCACGACAGAUUGGCUCGAUGGCUUGAACAAGCAGCUGGACAGCUGGGACACGCAGUACUACAUGCAUGCGUUUGAGAUGUCGUGCGUGGACAAGGGCGCCAACAAGCUUGCCUUCCCGGACCGUCAGUACAUUACUCAAAUCGCCCGUUUCGAUCCAGCAAAGGGCAUCCCAGACGUCCUUGCUUCGUACGCCAUCCUGCGACGCAAAUACAUGAAAGACAGGCCCCUUGCCGAAGUUCCUCAGCUGGUCAUCGCCGGCCACGGCGCCAUUGACGAUCCCGAUGCAACAAUCAUCUUCGACCAGACGGAAAAGGCUCUGAACGACAAGUACGCCGACAUCAAGGGCGACAUCGUCGUCAUGCGCGUCGGCCCCACCGACCAGAUCCUCAACAUCCUCAUGUCCAACGCAAGAGUCGCCCUCCAACUCUCGACCCGCGAAGGCUUCGAAGUUAAAGUCUCCGAGGCCCUGCACCACGGCGUGCCCAUCAUCGCCACCCGCCGCGGCGGCAUCCCCCUGCAGGUCGAGCACGGCAAAUCCGGCUUUCUUGUCGACGUCGGCGAGCACGACUCGGUGGCCAACUACCUCAACCACCUCUUCACCGACGAGGACGCCUAUGUCGCCAUGGCCAACUACGCUGCCAAUCACGUCAGUGACGAAGUGAGCACUGUCGGCAACGCGCUGAGCUGGCUGUACCUCGCCGAUGAGCUUGCCAACGGCAAAAAGAAGGUGCAGCCCAACUCUCGCUGGAUCAACGACAUGGCGAGGGAGAAGGCGGGGUUCCCGUACCAGGCUGGCAAGGAGACGACACUCAAGCCGCGCGCAAAAUUCUCCACGCCCGCUCGCGGACGCUGGACCGACACCAUCGCCCCAGACCGUGUCGGCAGAAUAGCACCUUGA
This is a messenger RNA of Didymella exigua CBS 183.55, 2169 nucleotides long. RefSeq names its product glycosyltransferase family 4 protein. The transcript is spliced from 6 exons. Lineage: Eukaryota; Fungi; Ascomycota; Dothideomycetes; Pleosporales; Didymellaceae. The record is from RefSeq and is a predicted model, not a curated record. The coding region runs from base 1 to 2169 and encodes 722 amino acids. Gene Ontology annotation, molecular function: glycosyltransferase activity.